Molecule: messenger RNA, 4497 nt
Organism: Cynoglossus semilaevis (tongue sole)
Lineage: Eukaryota; Metazoa; Chordata; Actinopteri; Pleuronectiformes; Cynoglossidae
Product: intestinal mucin-like protein
Exons: 21
Coding region: 135-3335 (1066 amino acids)
Cellular component (GO): extracellular region; extracellular matrix
Molecular function (GO): hormone activity
Source: RefSeq, a predicted model, not a curated record
CUACAACAUCAGGUACAACUUCCAUUGGCCCGGUUACACAGACCCUUGAAACCACAACUGGUUUAUCAACAACCACAACUUCUACAACAGUCUGCGUCUGCAAUGUCAAUGGAACCACAUAUAAUCCUGGGGACAUGGUGUAUAAUGUGACUGAUGGCCUUGGGUGGUGCUACGUUGCAUACUGUAAUUCAUCUUGUGUAGUGGAUCCUCAGACCAAUCCUUGUCCCACCACAACAACCACAGUUGGCACAACAACUACUACAGUGUCUAGCACCACUGUUUCCACACCAUCCACAACCUCCACUUCACUGACCACUGUCCUGGACUGCAUUUAUGAGAACCCACCCAGAACGAAUGGAGAAACCUGGCAGGUGGACAACUGCACAACAGCAGAAUGUAUCAACGGCAACGUCACCGAGACGCCCAGAACCUGUGACACCUCACAAGAAGAACCCACCUGUAUCAAUGGACGUCCAGCCAACAAAGUCUAUAAUGAAGAUGGAUGCUGCUUCACCUACGAAUGUCAAUGUGUGUGCAGCGGCUGGAAUGGAAAACAUUAUAAGACCUUUGAUGGAAAACUGUAUGACUUCCACAAGAACUGUACCUACUACCUGGUCAAAGAGAUCAGGGAGGCACACAACCUCACUGUCAAGAUCAACAAGCAUGCCUGCGACAAUAACGGAAACUGCAAUCAUGACCUAAUUGUUCAGUACAAGUCCCACACAGUCCUCUUUAAACAGGACAAGACCAACAAUGGCAAUAACGGAAACCAAAAGGACAGAAACAUGGUGUUCCUUAAUGGUAAUCGUGUAUAUCCAGCUUUCAGCAAUGCAGAUUUCAUAAUCACUUCCUCAGAUAUGGUCAUGUCACUGGAGAUUGCUGCAAUCAAAGCCAAACUCUUCUAUCGACGCAGCUCCUUCAAUAUCGACCUUUCCUAUUCUCUCUUUAAUGGCAACACUGAGGGACUGUGUGGAACCUGUGAUAACUCUCAGAACAACGACUGCCGAUAUCCAAACGGUCAGGUGGUGGAACAAUGCCCCGACUCUGCAGACCAGUGGAACUCAGAAACCUGUGCUGUUCCCACAACUCUACCGACAACCACCAUUGUCACAACAACAACAACUACAACUGAGUAUCCAUGCAGACCUGAGAUCUGUGAUCUCCUCUCCUCCAGUGUGUUCCAGUCGUGCCACUCAGUGAUCCCUCCAGGACAUUAUGUGGAAACCUGCAGAAAUGACGUAUGCAAAAACGAAAACAACACAUGUGCCAGUCUGGAGGCUUAUGCCACUGAGUGCAGUCAAAAAGGAGUUUGCAUUGAUUGGAGGAGUGCCACAAAUGGGCAGUGCGAGGUCACAUGUCCUGUCGACCAGGUGUACAAGGCCUGUGGUGAAAUUGUGGAAGACAUAUGUAAUCAAAGAUACAACGAAAAGUGGAAAAACAAUAAUGGAAAUGGUCAAAACAAGAAUGACACAACGUAUGAGGGCUGUUACUGUACCAAUGAAACCACCUUGUUCAACACCAUCUACGACACCUGUGUCAUUGCCUGUGAUUGCAUUGGACCAGAUGGACAACCCAAACAGCCUGGUGAAACCUGGGAGAACGACUGUAAGAACUGCCGGUGUGACGAGGACACCCUGAAUAUUCAGUGUGAGCCUGUCGAUUGUCAGGAACCACCGACGCUCGUCUGCGAUUCUCCAUACGAGCUGGUCAACGAUACAAGCGGCUGCUGUAUGACGCAGUCAUGUGAAUGCAACACCAACCUUUGUGGUGCUUCAAUCACCUGCGAGCUAGGGUACGAACUCAACGUGACUCAAGGCGACUGCUGUAUUGUCUACGAGUGUGUGCCAAAGGAUGUGUGUAUAUACAACAUGACUGAGUACGAGCCUGGUGAGAAGAUUCCAACUCCAGAAUCACCAGAGCCACCAAUAGAACCUCCCACGACUACUGAAGAAACUACCACAACUACAGCUUCACCUGGAGUAACAACAACAACAACAUCACCAGGAGGCGGCGGUGGAGGAGGAGCAACCACAACAAUCUCAGCUACAACUACACCAGCAGGCGGCGGUGGUGGUGGAGGACAAACAAAUACAACAACAUCACCAGGAGGUGGCGGUGGAGGAGCAACAACAACAACAUCACCAGGAGGUGGCGGUGGAGGAGCAACAACAACAACAUCACCAGGAGGCGGCGGGGGAGGAGGAGCAACCACAACAAUCUCAGCUACAACUACAUCAGCAGGCGGCGGUGGUUGUGGAGGACAAACAACUACAACAACAUCACCAGGAGGUGGCGGUGGAGGAGCAACAACAACAACAUCACCAGGAGGCGGCGGUGGAGGAGGAGCAACCACAACAAUCUCAGCUACAACUACAUCAGCAGGCGGCGGUGGUUGUGGAGGACAAACAACUACAACAACAUCACCAGGGGGUGGCGGUGGAGGAGAAACAACAACGACAACACCAGGAGGCGGCGGAGGAGGAGGAGCAACCACAACAACCUCAGCUACAACUACAUCAGCAGGCGGCGGUGGUUGUGGAGGACAAACAACUACAACAACAUCACCAGGGGGUGGCGGUGGAGGAGAAACAACAACGACAUCACCAGGAGGUGGUGGUGGAGGAGCAACAACAACAUCAUUACCCAAUGUUCCAGGCCCUUGUGAAGAGUGUUAUUGUGGUCCAAGCAAGGACCCUGUGACUGGGCUGAACAUGAUGAGCUGUGAACCAAUCGUCUGCGAGACAGACUGUCAAGAAGGAUUUGAGUACGUGACCGACCCAGCCAAAUGCUGCGGUAGCUGUGUCCAGACCAGCUGCAUCUACACCACACCUGACAACGUCACACACAUCAUUGGGGUCAAUGAGACAUAUACGCCACCUGAUGAUCCCUGUGUGUAUUAUGAGUGUAAGAACGUCAACGGACAACCUCAAACCACAGAGAUAAGAACGACAUGUCCCUACUACGAUCCUGAUGAAUGUGAACCUGGCACUGAAACCACCGAUGCUAAUGCCUGCUGUCAAACAUGCCAACCAAAGAAGAGGUGCAAACUUGGCAGCAAUGUGACUUCCCUGGAAGUGAACGGCUGCAUCAGCGCUCAGACGGUGAACCUCACAUACUGCGCUGGACACUGUGGAAGCUCAUCCAUGUACUCUGCGUCGGCCAACGCCAUGGUGCACCAGUGCGAGUGCUGUCGUGAAGAUGCCACCAGCCAACUCCAGGUUUCCCUGAUGUGUGAGAACGGUGAUGUGGUGCAGCACACUUACAUCAAAGUAGAGUCAUGCAUCUGCCGCGCAGCUGAGUGUGUUCCCACAUCCAAACGCCGUAGGAGACGCUGAAGGCUCCACAACAUCGGACUGAUCACUGGACUGAACAACCAUGAGCCUUAAUUUUCUUUAAAUCUCUUAAGAUCUGUUUCAUUAUGUUUGUUUAAAUUAUAACUUCACGUUCUUUUUGGAUUUAAGCUCUUCUUAUUUCAGAUUUUUCUUGGAUGAUUGUAAUUGAAUAAAAUAAUUUUCCUGCAACAGAAACUCAGCUUUGUCUGAAUUCUUAAAUGGUAGUUGUUCCUGUGAUGACCAUGAACUGUGACUAUCUGUGACUUUCCCCAUCAACUCUUAGCACAAGGACAAAACAUGGAUACAGUGGAAAAUAUAAAACACCUUGGUGGACCUAGCCUGAUAAUAACAUGAACAUGAUAAGUAACGUACAAUGGUCAGCUGUGGCAUUAGUACUGCCCAAGUAUGAUACAAGAAAAUGUCCAUUAUCAGCAGAGUCAUUAGCAUCAGCAGGUAGGAAGAACCUGUGUUUACACUUGACUUUUGCCUUCUGUCUGAACAACAGAAACUUAGUCUCACAUCAGCCCAUGUUUUCUAAUCCAGUAUACUCCUAUUUCUGUGUAGUGAUCUAGUGCACACCACUCUAUGUUGACUCCCAGUGUAGUCUUUGUCUUAAAUUGUCUGUAAACCAACUCCAGGUCUGUUUAUACAGCUCUACUUGGAAAGAAAGUGCACAAGACACAAUUAAAGGAGCAGGCAAUUAAAAUUAAAUGUAUUAGUGGUAACAAUACAAAUUCAGAUUCAUUUACAGAUUCGUUCCACUUGUCACAUGACAGACAGCUCGGGUCUUUUUUGCCCUCAUUCAUCCUAGUCACUGCCACGCUGUUAAACAACAAUGACAGGGAGGAUGCAGGACACAGGUCACUUUAUUAUGGUGUUUUUCUUUCUUAGGUUUUCACAUGGUUUGAAUUGCUUAUGGCAUUUUGUGUAUUAGACCGUCAGCCGAAGCAAACAAUGUUGCCUACAGUAUUAAGUGUCGGAGAACCGCAGCCUUCUUUACAACGCCCACAAUAGGGCUACAGCGCCACCUGCUGUAAAAAGAAUGAAAGGAUUCGUUUCGUUCAUUUUACUGUUCGAGAGUAAAAGAUCCGAAUCAGUAAAAACAGUCGGUCUUCCCAACACUAAUAACCAAUGACAUAGAAAAUAACAAGUCUUUGUAAUGUUU